AUGAAGUUGAAGCAUAUUGCAAUAAGUGGUCUCAAAGCCAUACCAAUCCUUCUCGGAACGGCGGCUUGUUGGGAUAUACCCCCAGAAUAUGGUAUUCAGUCAUCACCAGAUGGCCACUUUUUCCAAGACAAUACCGGGCAGCCUUUCUUCUGGCAGGCGGACACAGCUUGGCUCUUGUUCCACCGUCUCAAUUACAGCGAGUCGGACGUCUACCUAAGCGACCGUGCCAGCAAGGGGUUCAACAUGAUCCUGGUGGUCGGGUUCACGCAGAUUGGCAUUGAUAGUCCGAACCGCAACGGAGAUCUCGUCUUCAUUGAUGAGGACGUUACGCAGCCGAACGAGGCAUAUUGGGCCUAUAUCGAUUCCAUUGUAGAGUUGGCUUGGAGUAAAGGCAUCCGUAUCGCAUUGGUUCCGGCUUGGGGCAAAUAUGUGCACUCUAGCGAAAAUGAGGGAUCUGUGCUGAAUAUGGCGACUGCGCGCACUUUUGGUAAUUUCAUCGGACGACGAUACCCUUACCUGCCAAAAUCUCUCGUGGCGGACACAAACCCAUGGUGGCAGAACAAGACGGCUGUCAAAGACGACUACACCAAGGGUGGUGUUCCCCCGGCGUAUCCGUAUACAGACUGGAGCAAUGUGUAUGACGAAUUGGCCGAGGGUAUCGUGGAAGGAGAACAAGCAACCAUUUCUUCGCAGCAAGCCGAAGGGUCCUCGACUUGGUCACCCCUGAUAACGAUCCACCCAACGAAUCAAUGGUUUAACGGAGGUCCAAUUGCUCUAGCAAGUGCGUUCCUCGGCGAUCGGACGUGGCUCACCUUUGACGCCAGUCAGUCUGGGCACACGGAUUACGCACCAAAUCCACCGAUUCCCUGGUGGAACUGUCGUCGAGGAUGGGAACCUGUCGAGCUCAUGUAUUCCGGUAGCAUGUCCAAGGGCGACAAGAAGAGACCGGCGCUGGACAAUGAGCCACAUUAUGAGAAUCGCUACAACAAUGCCAAGAACACAAACGCGUACUGGAACGCCAGUGAUGUACGGACUGGCGGUUGGCAGUCGGUCCUGUCGGGUGCGGCCGGAGUGACAUAUGGAGCAGAUAAUGUCAUGCAGAUGUACAUACCGGGACUGUAUGACCAGGAUGGGAGCGGGCCGCCUGUCGCGUGGUCCGAAGAGAUCAACCUUGCCGGUGCGAAUCAAAUGCAAUUCAUCAAGCAAGCCAUUACGGACCGCGGCGAAGCGUCCUACUUCACCCGCAUUCCAGCACAAGAUAUCGUUGAAAACGCGGGAUCAGACGACAGGAGAGUCACUGCAGCACGAGAUAGCCAGGGCUCCUAUAUCAUCGUGUAUUCGCCAACGGGACAAACUUUCUCCAUUGACACUGCCAGUCUUGACGGAUGUGACGUGGAUGCAAGCUGGUUCGAUCCCGUCGUGGGCAUAUAUCAGGAGGUCGACUAUACGCAAUGCAACGGGGACAAUUCCACAAAGAGACAAUUCGCGCCGCCGAAAGUGGAUUCGCACGUGGACUGGGCUCUUGUCCUGCAAGUUUCCAAAUAA
Molecule: messenger RNA, 1545 nt
Organism: Pestalotiopsis fici W106-1
Lineage: Eukaryota; Fungi; Ascomycota; Sordariomycetes; Amphisphaeriales; Sporocadaceae
Exons: 3
Coding region: 1-1545 (514 amino acids)
Source: RefSeq, a predicted model, not a curated record